UUUGAAAUAUUCUGUCAAGGCCGUGCUGUUUCGAUUUCCGAAGGUAAUCAUACUGUCUGCACAAACUGCGAGAAAGGCAUACCGGUAUCAUUUCCCCUGCACGACUUUAAAGUGGAGAAGCCACUAUAACACGUAGUUGGCUGUGUUCAUUCCUUCUCGGAUGAAAGAGAGACGAUUAGUGAUCCCUGACACAGUACAAAUUAAUAGUCAUGUCAUCUCCAUCAUCAGCAUGUAAUCCUUGUUUCAUGGGAUUAGACUUGAGCACUCAGCAGCUGAAAGUGAUCGUCAUUGAUGGUCAACAGCAGAUUGUCUACCAGGAUUCCGUUAGCUUCGAGAAUCAUCCCGUGUUGGCGGAGAAGUAUCAUGUGAAGGAAGGAUAUCAUGAGCAUUCUGAUGGACAAAGAUUCACAUCACCCACGCUGAUGUGGGUGGAAGCCUUGGAUAUCCUUCUGGAGCGUAUGAAACUGUCCCAAAGUGAUGUGUUCAGUAUCUCUAACAUCGUGGCAGUAUCUGGUUCAGGGCAACAGCACGGCAGCGUGUAUUUCCGCACGGGUGGCCAAGCCCUACUUGCCGCUCUCAAUCCGGAGAAAGCACUCUGCGAGCAGCUGUCGGCUGCUGAUGCAUUCGCUGUGGCCAACUCACCCAUCUGGAUGGAUAGCAGUACAAAGGCACAGUGCAGAGGCCUUGAAGAAGCUGUGGGCGGUGCUGAGACCCUUGCCUUGGCCACAGGUUCACGCGCCUAUCCUCGAUUCACCGGCUCACAAAUUGCGAAGAUUUCACAGACCGAGCAGGAUGCGUAUGGUGACUGCGACCGAGUAUGCUUGGUAAGCAGCUUCCUGUGUUCGCUGAUCUUUGGAGCCUAUGCACCUAUUGACUAUAGCGACGGAUCUGGCAUGAACCUUCUCAACAUUCACACACGUCGCUGGUUCUCCGAAGCGCUGCAAUACUGCGGCAAGGACUUAGAACAGAAGCUUGGCAUGUCAACGGCUUCCUAUGUGCCGGUCGGCAACAUUUCCAGCUACUUUGUUCAACGGUAUGCGUUCUCGCCGGGCUGCCAAGUGUUCCCCUGCACCGGGGAUAACCCGUCGUCAUUGGCCGGCUUGCGAAUUCGCCGUGGCGAUGUGGCUGUGAGCCUGGGAUCCAGUGACACUGUGUUCCUGUGGAUGGACGAAGCCAAGCCGGGUUUGCGCGGACACGUGUUCGUCAAUCCGGUCGAUGCCGACGCCUACAUGGGAAUGCUGUGCUAUCGAAACGGCAGCAGGACUCGUGAGCUGAUCCGCGACGAUCGCGUGCAGCUCAACGGUGAAUUGGAAAAGUAUCCAGCUGAUGUCAUUGCUUCGAGAUGGCAGUCAGAGUUCACUGAUCACCUUCUUGCCACAGCGCCGGGCAAUGGCGGAAAGCUCGGUGUGUACUUUCUGUGUGAAGAGAUUGUACCUCUUGCUCAUUGCAUCAAGCGUGUAGAUGCCAAUGACAGUCCUGUCCACGAGGCGUUUGACAAGGCCGCUGAGGUGCGAGCACUAGUCGAGGGCCAGUUUCUGGCUAAGCGCAUACACGCCAAGAGUCUGGGCUAUAGCUUUGGAGCUGAGCGCCGCGUUCUGGCAACAGGUGGAGCAUCAGUGAACCAAGCUGUCCUGCAGGUACUGUCUAACGUGUUCAAUGCACCGGUCUACACACUGGAUGUGUCCGAGUCAGCGUGCCUUGGUGCAGCCUACCGUGCACUACACGGCUAUAAGCGUAAGGCGAACGAGUCGCUUUGCUUUGCUGAUGCCCUUGGAGAUCCGCCAAGUCUGAACCUUGUGGCCUCGCCAGACCCUAACGCUACUGCUGUCUAUGAUUCCUUGGUAGAAAGAUACCAGCGGUUGGAGGAAUCGGCAGCUCGUGAGUUUCAAGCCAGUGCGUAGAGCUACGAUGAUGCCUGUGUGUGUGUGUGUGUGUGUUUGUGUGUGUGUUUGUGUGUGUAUG
Molecule: messenger RNA, 1962 nt
Organism: Sycon ciliatum
Lineage: Eukaryota; Metazoa; Porifera; Calcarea; Leucosolenida; Sycettidae
Product: xylulose kinase-like
Exons: 2
Coding region: 210-1901 (563 amino acids)
Biological process (GO): D-xylose metabolic process; phosphorylation; xylulose metabolic process
Cellular component (GO): cytosol
Molecular function (GO): D-xylulokinase activity
Source: RefSeq, a predicted model, not a curated record